Messenger RNA from Lactuca saligna, 1910 nucleotides. Lineage: Eukaryota; Viridiplantae; Streptophyta; Magnoliopsida; Asterales; Asteraceae. The record is from the annotation of a GenBank genome assembly.
AGCGAGAAUAACUGAAGAUAUAUAUGCGUUUUAUACGGAUGAUAAUAAAAAGCGGCAACGCAAAUAUUUCGUAUCGAUCUUCUUUUUCAUCGAAGGACGAACAAGCCUCAAAAUCAAAAACCACCUUCCAUAACUCUCUCCUCAGCCCUCCCAAGCGGUUUUCUUUCUAACUUGUCUCAUAAUUCAUGCAAGCAGAAUCGACAACAAGAUCUUCAUGAGUUCAAAAAACAGUGUGGCAUUCAAGGUUUCCUGUGAAGCGGGAAACACGAACGAUAUUCCAGUUUGCAUUCUGUCUUACUUUUUCAAGAAUCCCGUUGUCUACUUGAAAAAAAUCCACCAUGGUUUCCUCUCAAUUAACCAUUUUAAUGAAAAACGAACCUUGCAAAUCAUCCAAGAACAAUUCACCAUCACCUGUAAGUCCUCUGGAUGUCAAUUUCCCCUUAGAUCAUGUCGAGUUCGACUUCUCCGAUGUGUUUGGUCCUCUACCACCUCAUGCUUCAAAUGAACCUACUUAUGAAGAUUUUGAGAAACCAGAUGUUAUUUCACAUGAAAAGGAGGAUUUAUAUGAUGAUAUCGUAGUAGCUGAAGCAUCGGUUGAUCAUCAUAAAGUCCAGAGUGUUGGGCUUGAAGAUUUUGAGGUGAUGAAGGUCGUUGGGAAAGGGGCGUUUGGAAAAGUUUAUCAGGUCAGAAAGAGAGACACUUGUGAGAUAUAUGCGAUGAAGGUUGUGCGUAAAGAUAAGAUUUUGGAGAAGAAUCAUGCUGAAUAUAUGAAAGCUGAACGCGAUAUACUAACAAAGAUUAAUCACCCCUUUGUCGUUCACCUUCGAUACUCUUUCCAGACUAAAUAUAGACUUUACCUUGUGUUGGAUUUUGUAAAUGGAGGUCACCUUUUCUUCCAGCUACAUCGCCAUGGCCUAUUUAGAGAGGAUUUGGCACGUAUUUAUGCUGCAGAGAUCGUUUCGGCUGUUUGUCACCUUCAUGCAAAUGGCAUAAUGCAUAGAGAUCUUAAGCCUGAAAAUAUUCUUCUCGAUGCUGAUGGCCAUGCUUUGCUUACGGAUUUUGGGCUAGCAAAAGAAUUUGACACGAAUGCAAGAUCGAAUUCGUUAUGUGGGACUGUAGAAUACAUGUCACCUGAAAUUAUUCUUGGGAAGGGUCAUGAUAAGGCUGCAGAUUGGUGGAGUGUUGGAAUCCUGUUGUAUGAGAUGCUCACAGGCCAGCCACCUUUUCGUGGAGGGAAUCGGGAAAAGAUUCAACAAAAGAUAGUGAAGGAGAAAAUGAAGCUACCUGCGUAUUUAUCAAGCGAAGCACAUUCGCUUCUGAAAGCUUUGUUACAAAAGGAUCCAAGCAAGAGACUUGGCAGUGGUGCGGUGGGAAGCGAUGAAGUAAAACGGCAUAAAUGGUUCAAGCCCAUCAACUGGAAGAAACUGGAGAAUCGAGAAAUUCAGCCAAGUUUCCGGCCUGAAGUUUCCGGCGACCAUUGUGUGGCUAACUUUGACAAAUGCUGGACGGACAUGCCGCUAACAGAGUCUCCGGCAUCCAGUCCUAAUGGCUCCACCACCCUCUUUCAGCGGUUUACAUAUGUGAAACCUGCAGUCUCGUUUCUUGAGAGUCAGAGUUCAGUAAUUCACUACACUGAUGUUCGUUAGAAUUGGGUUUAUCAUGAAAUUAAGCUGAUAUAAAGAUGGUGGCUGACUAUAUAUAGAUCUGUGAAACAUCAUGAAAAUUUUCAAACAACAGAAAAAUAAUAUUCGUUAGCCAAUUUAAUAAUUUUUUAUACGUACAAAUUGUGAGAUACCAUAGUUUUCAAUUAUGAUACAAAAAUUUCACUUUUUACCAUUCAUGUUUGUCAAGUUUCAAAUGUAUAAGAUCAAUUUAAGUAUGACAUAAUUAAGGAAGGAUUGAGAUCAAGG